AUGAAUAUAUUGGGCUUAGUUUACUUAUUUCUAACUUAUUGUGGAAUACGUGGUGUUUUAGGUAGAUUUAAUGAAUAUGUAACUUAUGGAUCAGUCAUAAAGCUUAUGAAUGCAAAUUAUGAAGUUAGACUUCAUUCACAUGACGUUAAAUAUGGUACUGGAUCUGGUCAGCAAAGUGUAACUGGAGUAGAAUUAUCUGAAGACAUUAAUUCUCAUUGGGUUAUCAAAGGAGAAUCAGGGAAAUUAUGUGUUAGAGGAGAAGCAGUUAAAUGUGGAGAUAUAAUUAGACUUGAACACUUGGAAACAAAAAAAAAUUUACAUUCUCAUCAUUUUUCAUCUCCAAUAUCGGGGAAUCAAGAAGUUUCAGCUUAUGGUAACAAAGGAGAAGGUGAUACUGGAGAUAAUUGGAUUGUUCUCUGCCAUCGAAAAUAUUGGGAGAGGAAUGAUCAUAUUAAAUUAAAACAUGUUGACACUGAUGUAUUUUUAGCUGCAAGUGGGAGAACUUAUGGUAGACCUAUUCAUGGACAACACGAAAUUAUCGGUACAUCAUACGAUUCAUCAAAUACAGAAUGGAAAGCAAUGGAAGGUUUAUUCGUUCAUAAAACGGACUUUAAUCCUAAAGGAUCUGAUCAUUUGCAUGAUGCAUCAGAACUAUAA
Molecule: messenger RNA, 657 nt
Organism: Pediculus humanus corporis (human body louse)
Lineage: Eukaryota; Metazoa; Arthropoda; Insecta; Psocodea; Pediculidae
Product: Stromal cell-derived factor 2 precursor, putative
Exons: 4
Coding region: 1-657 (218 amino acids)
Source: RefSeq, a predicted model, not a curated record